Messenger RNA from Striga asiatica, 312 nucleotides. The record is from the annotation of a GenBank genome assembly. Lineage: Eukaryota; Viridiplantae; Streptophyta; Magnoliopsida; Lamiales; Orobanchaceae.
AUGGAACCUUCCUCAACUGUAAUGAGAACCUCGUGCUCCUUAACCAGUUCCCUAAUCAACUCUCCGUCUAGAGGUUUGCAAAAUCGUGCAUCAGCCACAGUGACCGAGAUGCCGUGGUCCCCAAGAAGCUUAGCCGCUGCUAAACAGUUUUGGAUUAUAUUGGGUGGAAUAUCUGCACCAAUGCCAUUUCCCCUGGGGUAUCUGAGGCAGCUCGGCCGGUCGUCGAUUAUUGCAGCAGUGGCAAUCAUGUGCAUGAGCUCAGCCUCAUCCGAGGGCGCCAUCACCACCAUGUUGGGCAGGCAAGCCAUGUAA